Molecule: messenger RNA, 6690 nt
Organism: Poecile atricapillus (Black-capped chickadee)
Lineage: Eukaryota; Metazoa; Chordata; Aves; Passeriformes; Paridae
Product: mothers against decapentaplegic homolog 4
Exons: 11
Coding region: 403-1938 (511 amino acids)
Biological process (GO): anatomical structure morphogenesis; cell differentiation; transforming growth factor beta receptor signaling pathway
Cellular component (GO): heteromeric SMAD protein complex
Molecular function (GO): RNA polymerase II cis-regulatory region sequence-specific DNA binding; I-SMAD binding; DNA-binding transcription factor activity, RNA polymerase II-specific
Source: RefSeq, a predicted model, not a curated record
UCGCGCAUGUGCGGUGGCGUCCGGACGUGUCGGAGGCGGCCGCGGAGUGCGAGCGGCUGGAGCUUCGGCAACAAGGCGACGGUGACGACGGCCGUCACUGGGCGCCUGGGUUCCCCCUCCCCCGCACCGCCGGCCUGAGGGUGGGGGGGUGGAGGCCUGGCCCGCUCUGGCCCACCGGGGCCGGCUGAGGCGAGAGUAGGCUCAUCCCCGCAGCCGUCGCCACCCCUCACCCCAGCCGCAGGCCGCGCCCGGAGAGCGGCCGUUCCGCCGCCGCCUGCGGCCCAGGUUUUACCAAGAGACAGUACAUCUAACACUUAACUUGGAUCAUCUCUUGUUCAUCAGCUUGAAAAUCAUAACAGUCCCCAAAACUGAUAUUUGAUCUGAAAGAAAAAGCUGUGACAAAUGGACAAUAUGUCUAUUACUAACACGCCAACAAGUAAUGAUGCUUGUCUGAGUAUUGUUCACAGCUUGAUGUGCCAUCGACAAGGUGGAGAGAGUGAAACUUUUGCAAAACGUGCAAUUGAAAGUUUAGUUAAAAAACUAAAGGAGAAAAAAGAUGAAUUGGAUUCUUUGAUUACAGCUAUAACCACAAAUGGAGCACAUCCUAGCAAGUGUGUUACAAUACAGAGAACGCUGGAUGGGAGGCUUCAGGUGGCUGGUCGUAAGGGCUUCCCUCAUGUGAUUUAUGCUCGUCUUUGGAGGUGGCCUGAUCUUCAUAAAAAUGAACUCAAGCAUGUUAAAUAUUGUCAGUAUGCUUUUGACUUAAAAUGUGACAGUGUCUGUGUAAAUCCUUACCAUUAUGAACGUGUAGUGUCGCCUGGCAUUGAUCUCUCAGGACUGACACUACAGAGUUCUGCUCCAUCAAGUAUGCUGGUGAAAGACGAAUAUGUUCAUGACUAUGAGGGGCAGCCAUCAUUGUCUUCUGCUGAAGGCCAUUCAGUCCAAACCAUCCAGCAUCCACCAAGUAACAGGGCAUCUACAGAGCCUUAUAGCACCCCAGCCAUGUUAGCUCCUACUGAGGCUAGCACUACCAGCACCACUAAUUUUCCCAACAUUCCUGUGGCUUCAACAAAUAGUACUACAACUUGGACUGGAAGUCGGACAGCAGCCUACACACCUACCAUACCUCACCACCAGAAUGGCCAUCUUCAACAUCAUCCACCUUUGCAUCCUGGGCAUUACUGGCCAGUUCACAAUGAACUUGCAUUCCAGCCUCCUAUAUCAAAUCAUCCUGCUCCAGAAUAUUGGUGCUCAAUCGCAUAUUUUGAAAUGGAUGUGCAAGUUGGGGAAACAUUUAAGGUCCCUUCAAGCUGUCCAAUUGUUACUGUUGAUGGAUAUGUGGAUCCUUCUGGAGGAGACCGUUUUUGCCUUGGCCAGCUUUCCAACGUGCAUAGAACAGAAGCCAUUGAGAGGGCAAGGUUGCACAUAGGUAAAGGGGUGCAGUUGGAGUGCAAAGGAGAAGGUGAUGUGUGGGUUAGAUGCCUCAGUGACCAUGCGGUCUUCGUUCAGAGUUACUACCUGGAUAGAGAAGCAGGGCGUGCACCAGGGGAUGCAGUUCACAAGAUUUACCCAAGUGCAUAUAUAAAGGUGUUUGAUUUACGCCAGUGUCAUCGUCAGAUGCAACAACAGGCUGCCACGGCCCAAGCUGCUGCUGCUGCUCAAGCUGCAGCAGUAGCAGGAAAUAUCCCUGGACCAGGAUCAGUAGGUGGAAUAGCCCCAGCCAUUAGUUUGUCAGCUGCUGCUGGAAUUGGUGUAGAUGACCUUCGACGCUUAUGCAUACUCAGGAUGAGUUUUGUAAAAGGUUGGGGACCUGAUUACCCAAGGCAGAGCAUCAAAGAGACACCAUGCUGGAUUGAAAUUCACUUACACCGUGCCCUCCAGCUUCUAGAUGAAGUACUUCAUACCAUGCCUAUUGCAGACCCACAGCCUUUAGACUGAGAUCCUUCUGCUGCACUGCUGCAGGCCAUUAUAUUGUGAGGAUGAUGGAUUGUAAAAUACAGUACUGUUUAUUACCUGAAGAUAUAUUUUACUUUUGUUCUACUUAAUCUUCUAAACCCAGGUUUUAAAAAUUUGUUUGCCGUCUUGCUCUAAGCAGAAAGAAAUUAUACAUGCAGAAUUUGGAUUUCAGUUAUUUUCAGAACUUAAUUGUCAUAAUACAAGGCUUAAAGUGAAAGGUAAAUGCCUUACAGAGUCUUUAUAGUAUUGGGUUUGUUCCCUUUGAAACUUUCCUUCUCUAUUAUGGCAUCUUCAUGGUAAGUCUCACAGGAGCCUUUUGUAUGCAGAAUAUAUAUUAUAUAUAUUUAUAUCUGAAAAUUCCUUCUACUACUUACAAACACUUACCUUGUAGCAACUUUAAAGUUCCAGCUGAUUUGUGAUGUUCUUUUUAGGGAACAAUAGUUAACAGAAGACAUCUUUAUUUUGUUGACAAUCUUGUUAUGAUUUUUCCAGAUUAAAAUGUAGAAGCUGCCAAAAAGUGAGGGGAUGAGACAUAUGCUGUUGGCACUGAUUAAAAAUAGCAAGGAAAAGAAAUGUGGCUGUUCCUUCACUAGUUUUUUAAAGUAGCUAUCUUAGAUUUUUAUUUAUAUAGACAGCUGAGUUUUAAAACACUGAAGGAAAUGGAUACUGUCAGUGCUGGUACUCAAAUAACAUGAAAUACCUAGUCUGCAAAGUUGCCACUGAAAUUGCAUAACAAGCACCUAAUGACAGGAACAUAUUUUCAUAAUUACUACUGACUUCUAUGAUUUUACUCAACUAAAAUUUGGCAGAUAUUUUAAAGAAGUUGCAUGACUUUUUACUUGCAUAUACCAUUAAAUCACGUAUAAUAUUGCAUCAGUGUUUAGGAUCCAAUUUUUGUAUCUGUUCACCAUUUCCACUCAGGGCAAGAUGGCAAACUUGUUUUUAUAGCUCUUGGUUUUUUUAAGCUCUAUGCCAUCAAUGACCGUAUCAAUUGGCAAUGACUUUGUAUAGAGAAAUUAUAGUAAAAAAACCUGCAAAUAUAUUGACUGUAUGACAGAUAUAAUGUGUAUGCUUUCUUUCUAGCUAAUAGUAUAAAUAAAAUGCUGAAAAGCCUGAUUUUUAUAAAUUUAGUUUGCUUAUAUAAUGUAAUUCUGCAUCUUGAAACCAUUGAUCUUGAGCGAUGGAUUCCUUUCCUUUGCAAAACCUGCAGUAGCCAAUAGUGGUAGGAAUUUUUGUUGGUUUAAAUUUGCCAGGAACAAGUCCAAUUUUUCUUACUUCCACUGCUUUUCAAUAAAAGUGUGUCCUGAGGAUAUAUCUUUUUGACUGUUUGAUGGGGUAUGGAGAGAAAGCAGGAAUUCCUUCUUUUUCAGCAUGUGUAGGGAGUUGGAGCUUAAUUAAACAGGCUUAGAAGAUCAUACACCGAAGUCCUUCAAGUGCUGCAGAUUCAGUCUGCCUGCUGUGCUGUGCUGAGCUGACCUGUCAGCACAGCUGGAGUAGUUAACGUCUUGGAAGAGAUUAUUCAAAAGCUUUUGGACAAGUUUCUUGCAUAGUUUCAGGAAUCUGUAGAGGGCUGUGACACACAGUGUUUAGGUAUUGCUUCUCCCAUAUGUUGGGAUUCUUAUGAAGUCAGCAGUCAUUGUUUCUUUUAGGUGUGGAAGUACAGAAGACAGAUGACCUAGGAGUGAUGGCCAGAAAUGGAUCCAUUUUCUCUGUAAUUUCACUAACAGCGCUGUCUUCUUCAGACUAACUUCUAAUGAGAUCACUUUUUCUUUUCACUUAUAUGGCAACUUCUUGAUGUAUAGAAAAAUAGCAUUUGCUUUUCUCAAGGCCUUUAGUUGAAAACCUUUUUCAUUUUGCUUUCUCUCCAAAGUGAUCUAUUUUGUCUGCAAAGCAAGCUGCUUCACAGACUUGAGGAACACUCUCAGUAGAGGAUUCAGACCACAUCCUCAGAGAAGCUUAUUAACCAGCAGCUUGGUUAUGCUUCAUCCACAACAGAAACCUUGAUUUGGGGGAACAAAUUAAAAGCCUGACUACAUGUUUUUCUUGCCAGCCUCCCUAUUAGAUUGUCUGCCCUGCACUUACUGUUGGGUUCAAGGUGCCUCAGUGUUUGGAAAGUAUGUAACCUGACUGAUAAAUUGCUUAUAACAGGCUGUUAAUUUGGAGUACAUGAGCUUACUCCCUAUUUAACUUUGUGGCUUUGCAAGGUGUUUUUCUUGGUGGAUGACUGAUCUGUAUAUACAGACAGCUUUCUGUACCAGUUGCUUCUGCUUUGAUUGUGCCAAACUUUCAUAAAAUAGUCAAAGAUUGCUUCCACCUGUUGGUGUAUUGGCCUGUACUAUGAUCUGGAAAAAUUUAACUUUUAAGAUUAGUUUUCUUUGCAGAUGUUUUGCAAGUCUCCUUAAGUCUGCACUUAGAGUGUCAUAUUUAGAUAGCCCAAAAUGUUUGGAAUAGUACAACAAAAUAAUGUCAGAUGAGUUUAUCAGAAACAAGAAAUUGCAGGCUCCACAUCAGGAGAAAUCUGAGCAUUGUGUGAGGCAGUACAAAUACUUAAAAGGCAUUAAUCUUCUCCAUCAGGCAGUUUCUGAUAAGAUGCUGUUCUAACUGUUAAAGGUCAAAAUGAGAGAAUCUAAUUCUUAUUUCUUAAUAUGCAUUUAACUUAAUUUUUUGUACUUUUAUGACAAGGCAUAGAAGGCAGUGCAUAAUGGAUUAGAAACCCUUUAGUGGCAGCACACUGAAUCUUUGAGUCUUGCAUUUAUGUCUUUUUCUGAGAGUUGAAGAAGAGCUACAGCUACUUGAUAGCCAUGAUGACCCCUAUACAUGCAGCAGGCAGGAAUGUCAAGGAUUCCAAAAUCGCGUCUUGUGUUUCUCACCCUUGAUUAUAUGCGCUCCUCAAAAAACACAUUGUGCUGGAAUACUAUGUAAUUUCACUUCAUGUACUGGUGAGCUGGGAUUAACACCAGAAGGCUUAGAUUGCUUUAUCUGUGUUACUAUUAGUUUUGAAAGUGAGGGCAUUUAAGGUUAACAUGGUAGAGAUGUGUGAGAGAAAAGUUUUUCUCUGGAAUGGUUUAAAAAUACUUAAUUCUACAGGAAUCCCUUGGAAGAAGCCAUAACUGCUAAACAGUGGUGGUUGAAAGUGUUUGUUCCUUUCAUCACUUUUCUGGGCUUGAUGAGAAUGAUGUGCUCAGAGACCUGGAGCCCCUGGCUGAUAUAAACCACUUCAUUUACAGCUCUGGCCUAUUGAAGACCUGUGAAGUACCCUUCUGCUUUCUAGGGAGGGACCUACACUACAGACAAGACAGUGGUCUCCCCCAGUCACCAAACAGGUCUGUAGCAGCAGUAGUCAUCGAACCUAUGUCCAACUCCUGUGCCUUACCUUUGAGACCAUCUUCUCUUAACACUUCUGAUGACAGCAUUCUCUCUGUGUGGCUCAGGAACAACUGCCUCUGUUCUUUUACUAGGAACCAUUACAAAAUUCGUAUAUCAGUGUAUAUAGGAGGGGCUUCUGCCUCUAAACCCUUCAAAUGUUGUCUUGAUAGUGGUCUUUAUUGAGGCAUCUUUAAUCUCCUCUUUGAAGAGUAAGUGCUUUAGAAAGGACCAUCUCCUCAAUUCGCAUUUUUACUCUGUUACAGAGUGACUGGGAUUGCUGGUCACUUUAACGCCACCAGUUAAAGACAGCCACAUGGCUCUUCAUCUAAGUGGGAUUCAGACUUCAUUUAAGAAAUCCUCUUUCCUCCCCCCCUCCUCUCAGGCCUCAUGCUAAUUAACAUCUGCUCUAUAAAAUUCUAAGAUGCUUAGUUGUCAGAUAUUUUUAAGGAUGCAGUUUUGGAGAGGUUCCCUUCUUUUGGUUUUGAAAGACUUUAAAAGUUGUGGUCUUGCCUGGUCCUGCUGAUAACAGGAGUAUUUCCAUGACUGGUAUCAGGUUUUUGAGGACCAUGGCGUUCUUGGGACUGAGAUUUGCAAGUUGCCUGUCAUAGGCAUGUGUGUGAACCAGCUGUGUGCUCAUGCUUCUAACCUCUGAUGCAGCUCAUUGGCACUUUGGUCCUGGACAAGGAAACAAAAAUGGAAAGUGCUUCUCCACCAGUCAUGUAGGAGCUGGAUGCUGAACAUCUCCUUUUAUUGUCAUUCACUUUCAAAACACUUCUUGAUUGUGUGUUUCUGAAAAUUAUCUAAGGUGUGCGACCAUGCUGACUCAAAGCUGCUGCAUAUGGUGCUGCUAAGGUCCCCAAGAAUUGACUUGACUUUUCAGCAACAUGAAAGUUUCACUUGGUGAGACCUUGUGAAAGCAAAACUACUGUCAACAAUAUCUCAAGAGGUUUUGGCACUGUUGGCUGCUGUUGAGCCUUUUGGGUGAUACAUCGCUCCUAAAUUUGCAGGACUUGUAUAACUUAUACUUCACCAAAACCACAUAGCACUUUCUUGCUCCUGUACUUUUUUCUGUGUCUUUCUGGUGAAAUUUGGUAGCAGGACAAAGUGAUUCAGCUGGAUUGAGAGCUACAAAGUACCCACAACACAAAACCUGCUGUGAGAGGGGUUUUUUAAAGCAUGAAAGCCUAAUUAAGCAUUUCUUCUUUCAGCCAUUGCCUUUUGAUAAGUGGUCAAGAGAAUUCCCAGUAGUUCCUUCGUAGCUUACUGUAUGUUUUUCGUUCGACCUAGUUAGUGAAUAAUAUACUGUAGUUAACUUUCUUGAAAUUCUGUUACAGAGUAUGUUUUUGAUUAAAAAAGGUAAAGAUUCAA